AUGCUUGAUCCUUUCUUGGGAACCUGGAAACUUGUUUCUAGUGAAAACUUCGAUAAUUACUUGAAAGAAUUAGGAAUGAGCUUUGCGGCCAGGAACGUUGGAGGGUUAGCAAAGCCCACUGUAACUAUCAGUGCUAAAGGUGAGAUGUUCACCAUCAAAACUAACAUGGUCAGAAUCACAGAGAUCUCCUUUAAGCUGGGGCAGGAGUUUGAUGAGACCACGGCAGAUAACCGGGAAGUGAAGAGCAUCAUAACAUUGGAAAAUGACACCCUGGUCCAUGUGCAGAAGUGGCAAGGCAAGGAAACCACAAUCAAAAGAAAAAUUGUGGAUGGGAAAAUGAUGGUGGUAUGCACCAUGAAUAAUGUUGUGAGCACUAGAAUCUACGAGAAGAUAUAA
This is a messenger RNA of Gracilinanus agilis (Agile Gracile Mouse Opossum), 396 nucleotides long. Its product is annotated as fatty acid-binding protein 9-like. The record is from RefSeq and is a predicted model, not a curated record. Gene Ontology annotation, cellular component: cytosol; nucleus. Gene Ontology annotation, molecular function: fatty acid binding. The coding region runs from base 1 to 396 and encodes 131 amino acids. The transcript is spliced from 4 exons. Gene Ontology annotation, biological process: fatty acid transport. Lineage: Eukaryota; Metazoa; Chordata; Mammalia; Didelphimorphia; Didelphidae.